UCUAGUUCACUCAUCCCUCCCUGCUCCUCUCCCAUCCCACCUGGACCUGGGAGCUCAAACAUGAAAAGAAAGUGACCAGGUUUUUUUUUACUCUUGGGCAAACAAAAUAAAUGACUCUGCAACUUUUAGGAGCAAGAAAGCACAUUCUGGACCAUAUCUACCACCCAUGAGUUUGUAUAAGGAUUGGCAUCUCUUCCCAAUAAGAUGAGAAAUGCCUCAGAAACAGCCUUGUUUGUUUCCACCAUAUCCAGGGAGAACGACGUGAUCAUGGGGACAAUCUAUUCUCUGUUCGGUGUUCUCUCCCUGCUCGGAAACUGUGUCCUGCUCUUUGUGGCGUAUCGCAAGAAGUCCUCCCUGAAGCCAGCAGAGUUCUUCAUCAUCAACCUGUCUCUAAGUGACCUUGGAAUGACCUUGACCCUCUUCCCACUGGCUAUCCCUUCCGCCUUCUCACACAGGUGGCUGUUUGAUGAUGUCGCCUGCCAAUACUACGCUUUCUGUGGUGUUCUCUUUGGACUGUGUAGCCUUACCAACCUCACUGUGCUCUCCUCUGUUUGCUGCCUCAAAGUGUGCUACCCAUCCUACGGUAACAAGUUCUCGUCAGCCCAUGCCUGCCUCCUGGUGGCGGGUGUGUGGUGUUACGCCUUGAUCUUUGCAGGAGCUCCCUUGGCAAAGUGGGGUCAUUACGGUCCAGAGCCGUAUGGCACAGCGUGCUGCAUCAACUGGCAGGCGCCUAACAGUGAGCUGUCUGCCAUGACCUAUAUUGUGUCGCUCUUCGCCUUCUGCUACGUUGUGCCCUGCACCAUCAUCUUCACCUCCUACACCUUCAUCCUGCUGACUGUGCGGGGUUCACGACAGGCUGUCCAGCAGCACAUCUCCCCUCAGACCAAGACCAGCAAUGCCCACAAGCUCAUCAUCAAGCUCUCAGUUGCGGUAUGUAUUGGAUUCCUGGUGGCCUGGAGCCCGUAUGCAGUGGUGGCAAUGUGGGCGGCUUUCGGAGAUGCCACGCGGGUUCCACCUAUGGCGUUUGCCAUCGCUGCCAUCUUGGCCAAGUCCUCAACCCUCUACAACCCUGUGGUCUACCUUCUCUUCAAACCCAACUUCCGCAAGUUCCUGUGCCGCGAUGCUGCUCACUGCCGACGGUGUCUGUGUGCCCAACUAUGCUGCUGCAAGCGGACAAUAGUCCAGAAGGAGGCACUGCGGAACAAGGAAUUCAGCAACUCCACGCGGCUCUCUAACGGGCUGCCUGAGAGCCACACCACCUGCCGGCACUGGCAGGAAAUCCUCUAGGAGUCUGUAGAGAUGAGAAAGUAACUGAGGGAUUAGUUAAGAGCUAACCAGGUGGGCUGGCCAGGCACUGAGAGCUGUGCACCAUGUCUCGGUUUGAUAAAACUGGUGUGGAUUUGGGGUGGAUUCUGUACUUAACUCCCAAUCUCAAAGAAUGUGCGGUUGAAUUUAACUGGAUAGCAUAGAACAGUUUACCAGCUGCAAUUUCACAAAUGUUGUAAGAUACAUUAAUAACUGCUCACGGACAACUCAUGUGCAUUAUGGAGUUAUUGUUUAUCAGAUCAAAGAAGGUGUAUCUAUAACUGCAGAACAAAAACAGCAAAGAUGCUGUUCUAUUUCAGUAUUUGACUUAUCACUGAUAUUCUCUUGUUUUUUUCAACUAGUGCCAAUAUUAUUGUCGAGAAUUGGGCUGUCAGAUAUGCUGCGGUUUUGAGGGUGCAUAGAAACAGUAUAUUGAUGAUAUCUAACUAAAAGACUGCACUACAUCAUUGAUCAGGCUGAAAUAUUCAAUUUAAAAUAUUCGAGUAAAACUAUUGCUUUUUUUCAAGAUUGUGUUAUAAAUAAGGAGGCAGCUAUUUUUUAAAGAAAAAAAAAUGUUAUUCAGUUAUGUCCUUCAGUGUCCAGAAGGUGGCGAUAGUGUAUGUCUUCAAAAGGAUGUUGAUGUGGGUUGCUCUGGGUGUGGGUGAUCUGGGUUUUUCAAAUUAACAUGGGGAUUUAAAUCCCCACUGAACACAACAAUCCGUUUUCUAGUUUGUGCAGUAAAGAAACGGAAUGGAGGUUUUGGGGAUUCAAAAGUUUAAAGAGAACCACAAAGACAAUAUGUGUGCCAUUGAAAAUGGAGAUGAAGAUGACAAGCUUAUUCUAUUGAACAACAGCAGAUGCUAAGUCCCAGUUGAAAGUGUUACUGAGAAUAUUUCAGGGGAAAUGAGAACUGAUCACCAUGGAGGUGCUUUUUAGACAAUAUAGUAUUGGUCACUGGUGUUCAUGUAUUUAUUUAUAAUAUAUGUUGCUUAAAAUAAGAAUUCAUGGUGACCCUUAGACCCUGUUGACAAUGUUAUGGCAGUCCUUUGUGCGGUUGAGUUUGAGACUGUUCAGUGCCAGUUACCAAUACCAGCUGUGCUGAAUUGUGCUGUUAUUUCCCAGAACCCCAUCUACCCAACUGAAGCCCAGCCCUCCAGAGGUACUGAAAAUGCACCACGUAGACCAGCCCUCUCCAGUUACCACCUGCCAUUGUGACAAACUCACCAGUAAGACCAUUAACAGUAUUACGUGCAUAAUAAAGGGAUUCCAAUGUAUAUACCAUCUGUCCAGUUCUCAUCACUGCAGUGCUGUGGGGUACAGAUUUAAUUGCACAACUCUGAUUGUACAAGUCGAUCUCCAGGCUACGUUGUGGUUUCUUGUGUAAUGCAAGGUCUGCAUUCUGGUUGCAUAUAUGCUUUGUUUGUAAGAGAUACAUAUAUACUGUAUAUAUCUAUAAAUCGAGAGAUUUAAAAGAUUGCUUUGGGUUCUUAUUAUUUAUUGGCACUGCGACAAGCUGUUUACAAAUGCUGUAAAUUAAAAUAAAGAUGUAUUUGUUAAAAAA
Molecule: messenger RNA, 2866 nt
Organism: Acipenser ruthenus (sterlet)
Lineage: Eukaryota; Metazoa; Chordata; Actinopteri; Acipenseriformes; Acipenseridae
Product: opsin-5-like
Exons: 6
Coding region: 205-1287 (360 amino acids)
Biological process (GO): visual perception; G protein-coupled receptor signaling pathway
Cellular component (GO): membrane
Molecular function (GO): G protein-coupled receptor activity
Source: RefSeq, a predicted model, not a curated record